AUGGCAGGUGAAUCUAGAUUUCCAGAUGUGGACAGUAAUGGAUCAGAAAAAAAUGAAGAUAUAGAGAUUAUAGUCAAUGUUGGUGGGGCGAGGCAGGUGCUAUAUGGAGAAAAUCUGAACCGAUAUCCAGCAACAAGAUUAGCACAGUUGAUCAACUGUUUAUCAGGGGGAUAUGAUACUAUUUUCUCUCUCUGUGAUGACUAUGAUCCUGGGAAAAGAGAAUUUUAUUUUGACAGAGAUCCAGAUGCUUUCAAAUGCAUUAUUGAUAUAUAUUACUUUGGAGAAAUUCACAUGAAGAAAGGAAUAUGUCCUAUAUGUUUCAAGAAUGAAAUGGAAUUUUGGAAAGUAGACCUGAAAUUCUUGGAUGACUGCUGCAAAACUCAUCUGAGUGAAAAAAAGGAGGAACUGGAAGAAAUAGCCCGAAGGGUGCAAUUGAUUCUGGAUGAUUUGGGAGUGGAUGCCUCUGAAAAUCGCUGGAAGAGAUGCCAGAAAUAUAUUUGGAAAUUAAUGGAGAAACCAGAAUCAUCCUAUUCAGCUAGAGUAAUCGCAGUGUUGUCCUUCCUAUUUAUUUUAAUCUCAUCUGUAGUAAUGUGCCUGGGGACCAUCCCAGAGCUCCAGAUAGUAGACUCUGAGGGAAAUCAUGUGGAACACCCAACACUGGACAACAUUGAGACAGCGUGUAUAGGCUGGUUUACCUUGGAGUAUGUGCUUAGACUUAUUUCUUCUCCUAAUAAACUGUACUUUGUGAUUUCUUUCAUGAACAUCAUUGAUGUUUUUGCAAUACUUCCCUUCUAUGUCAGCUUGAUCUUGACCCACUUGGGUGCCGGAAUGAUGGAGUUAACCAACGUUCAACAGGCUGUUCAAGCACUUCGGAUCAUGAGGAUUGCUAGAAUUUUCAAACUCGCACGCCACUCCACAGGGCUACAGACUUUAACCUAUGCUCUUAAAAGAAGCUUUAAGGAGCUAGGACUGCUUCUUAUGUACUUGGCUGUUGGAAUCUUUGUCUUUUCUGCCCUUGGUUAUACCAUGGAGCAAAGUCACCCUGAAACCUUAUUUAAAAGCAUCCCUCAGUCAUUUUGGUGGGCAAUUAUAACCAUGACCACAGUUGGAUACGGGGACAUAUAUCCUAAGACAACGCUGGGGAAACUGAAUGCUGCCACCAGUUUCCUUUGUGGGGUGAUAGCUAUAGCACUUCCCAUCCACCCUAUCAUAAACAACUUUGUCAGAUACUACAAUAAGCAGAGAGUUUUAGAAACAGCUGCCAAGCAUGAACUGGAGCUGAUGGAGCUAUACUCGGGUGAGGGGAAAGUUGGAGGCUCCAAGAAUGAACUAGAGGAUCUUAUGGGGGAAGGCAAGGAGCGUCCUUCACGGAGCAGACAGCUAAAAGUUUCCCACAGUGACACCUUCAUUCAUCUCCUAUCAGAUCAGAAACAUUACAGGACCAGGCUUCAAAGCUGCAAAUAA
This is a messenger RNA of Emys orbicularis (European pond turtle), 1464 nucleotides long. RefSeq names its product potassium voltage-gated channel modifier subfamily F member 1 (gene KCNF1). Gene Ontology annotation, cellular component: membrane; voltage-gated potassium channel complex. Lineage: Eukaryota; Metazoa; Chordata; Testudines; Emydidae. Bases 1 to 1464 code for a protein of 487 amino acids. The transcript has a single exon. Gene Ontology annotation, molecular function: voltage-gated potassium channel activity. The record is from RefSeq and is a predicted model, not a curated record. Gene Ontology annotation, biological process: potassium ion transmembrane transport; protein homooligomerization.